UAUUAGAGGAGAUAAUUAAAGAAACAGCGCAUCAAAUUAAAGAAGAAAUGGGGAAAGGAAGGGCUCCAUGUUGUGAUAAGAGUCAAGUGAAGAGAGGGCCAUGGAGCCCUGCUGAAGAUUUGAGGCUCAUCACUUUCAUCCAAAACCAUGGCCAUGAUAAUUGGAGAGCUCUCCCUAAACAAGCAGGAUUGUUAAGGUGUGGGAAAAGUUGUCGGCUAAGAUGGAUCAACUACCUUCGACCAGACGUGAAACGAGGAAACUUUACACAAGAGGAGGAGGAAACCAUAAUCAAGUUGCAUAAAACUUGGGGAAACAAGUGGUCUAAAAUUGCAUCUCGUUUGCCAGGUAGAACGGACAAUGAGAUAAAGAACGUUUGGAACACACAUUUAAAGAAGAGAUUAUUGCCAAUGACCAAUGUUGUUCCUGAAAACUCUAGUGACGAACCAAAAGAGUCGUCGCCGACAUCUUCUUCCUCCUCUUUCUACUCCUCCUCCAGCUUACUAUCCUCCAACCAAAAUCAGAACAUAGAGACAGAACAACUCAACAAGACCAACUCCACUAUUAACAACAACAAUAACAACCUCUUUUGUCCUAAACCACAAACAACCAGCUCCCUUUCAACUAACACCUCAAAUUCAAAUUCAAGUUGGCUCCAAAACCACUUUGAUUUUGGAGAAGAAGUGGAGAAGAAGAAAGAGAAUAAACAAAUGGAAUUGGAAUCGGAAUUGGAAUCUCAAUCAAACACUAUGGGAAUUGAUAUCCCAUUGGAAUGCGACAAAGAUUUUUGGAACAUGUUAGAUUUAGACAUAGAUUUGUUCGAAUCUGACGUGGUAGAUCAAAAUUAUUGUCAAGGUUCAAACUUUGGAGCACAAAAAAACCAGAAUUUCGAAAAUCACAAGUGGUUUAAGUAUUUGGAGAACGAGUUGGGGUUGAACCGGCCGCCAGAAUCCGAUGGCCGUGCCGAUGCCGAAGACACGACCGCGGCGGAGAGAUUAUUUGUGAACGAUGUAGACCCUUGCAUGGCUUAUUUUACAGAUGGGUUCACUCAACAACUUUAGAGCUAAAAAAUCCAAUAACUUCAAGAGAAAAAAAAAACCACAUAAAAAGAAUUUAUAGUACUUUUUUUAUUAAAAAGAAUUUGACUUAGUA
Messenger RNA from Benincasa hispida (wax gourd), 1149 nucleotides. RefSeq names its product transcription factor MYB63-like. The record is from RefSeq and is a predicted model, not a curated record. Lineage: Eukaryota; Viridiplantae; Streptophyta; Magnoliopsida; Cucurbitales; Cucurbitaceae.